AUGGAUAAUUACAUAUUCAGGAAAUGUGACUUAGAUCUGUUGCGCCUUGCUGAAGCAGCAGAGAGGUUCCAGAAAGAGCAUCAGUGGCAGGAUGAGUUUGUGACGAAUGAUAUUGUCUACUAUAAUGCAAAAGAAGACCUGAAUGAUUCUGGAAGAAGUGAGAACGAAACUGGUAGCCAGAGAAUCAGACCUGUGUUUGAAGAGGAUCCUCUGUUUGGUCGCCAAACUUCAUACCAACAUGCCGCUGUCCAUAUACCAACUGAUAUAUAUGAUGGCUCUACAAUCGUGUUGAAUGAACUGAACUGGACAGGUGCCUUAGAUGAAGUCUUUAAAAAGAACAGAGAAGAAGAUCAAAGUUUGCUGUGGCAGGUUUUUGGCAGCGCAACUGGCCUCGCUAGAUAUUACCCAGCAUCCCCUUGGGUGGACAAGAGUCGAACCCAGAACAAGAUAGAUCUGUAUGACGUCCGUAGAAGACCGUGGUAUAUCCAAGGAGCCGCCUCUCCCAAAGACAUGCUAAUUCUAGUUGAUGCGAGUGGGAGCGUCAGCGGAUUGACCCUCAAGUUGAUCCGAACGUCUGUCAUUGAAAUGUUAGAAACUUUGUCUGACGAUGACUUCGUGAAUGUGGUUUCCUUCAAUGAUAAAGCUCAAAAUGUCAGUUGUUUCAACCAUCUUGUACAAGCUAAUGUGAGGAAUAAGAAGAAACUGAAGGAAGCUGUCUAUAAAAUCCAGGCGAAAGGAAUCACGGAUUACAAAAAAGGGUUCAGUUACGCCUUUGAACAGCUACUCAAUGAUAGUCACAGUGUCUUCAGAGCUAACUGCAACAAGAUUAUAAUGUUGUUUACUGAUGGAGGUGAAGAAAAAGCUCAGGAGAUAUUUGAAAAAUACAACAAGGACAAGAAAGUCCGUGUAUUUACGUUUUCUGUUGGUCAACAUAAUUAUGAUAAAGGUCCCAUACAAUGGAUGGCCUGUGAAAAUAAAGGUUACUAUUAUGAAAUUCCUUCCAUUGGUGCCAUCAGAAUCAACACACAGGAAUACUUGGAUGUUUUGGGCAGGCCAAUGGUUAUGGCUGAGCAAAAAGCUAAACAAGUCCAAUGGACUAACGUUUACUUGGAUGCCCUGGAACUUGGACUGGUCAUUUCUGGAACCCUGCCUGUCUUCAACUUGACCAAAGACCAAAAUAAUGUGCAGAACCAAUUGAUUCUUGGUGUAAUGGGAGUUGAUGUGUCACUAGAAGAAAUUAAAAAACUGACCCCUCGGUUUACUCUGUGUCCAAAUGGUUAUUAUUUUGCAAUUGAUCCCAAUGGUUAUGUGCUGCUUCACCCAAAUCUUCAACCAAAGCACAUUGGUGUGGGCAUUCCCAAAAUUAGAAAAAGGAGACCCCAUGUCCAGAAUCCCAAAUCUCAGGAACCAGUGACACUAGAUUUUCUGGAUGCGGAGCUGGAAAAUGACAUUAAAGUUGAGAUUCGGAAAAAAAUGAUAGAUGGUGAAAGUGGGGACCGGACAUUUAGAACGCUAGUCAAAUCUCAAGAUGAGCGCUAUAUUGAUAAAGGAAACAGAACAUACACAUGGACUGCUGUGAAUGGUACUGAUUACAGUUUGGCUUUGGUGUUACCAUCCUACAGCUUUUACUAUAUCAAAGCCAGGAUUAAUGACACACUAACUCAGGCAAAGUUUACUGCAACUCUGAAGCGAGAGUCCUUUGAUGAAUUUGGAUAUACAUUUUUAGCACCCAGGGACUACUGUAGUACAGUGAAAAUAACAGACAAUAACACUGUAUUUCUUCAGAAUUUCAUUGAAUUUAUGGAUCAAUAUUCACCCGAAAACCCUUCAUGUAAUGGCAUGGUGAUGAGAGUUUUGCUGGAUGCUGGCUUUACAAGUGAACUGGUCCAGAAUUACUGGAGUAAGCAGGACCCUGAGGGAAUUACAGCACGAUUUGUAGCUACUGAUGGAGGGAUCACUAGAGUAUAUCCAAAAAGUGCAGGCGAAUAUUGGACAGAAAAUGCUGAAACAUAUGAACAGAGUUUCUACAAAAGGAGCUUAGAUAAUGAAAAUUAUAUCUUCACCGCUCCAUUCUUCAACCGAAGUAUCUAUGAAGAUGGCAUCAUGGUAAGCAAGGCUGUGAAGAUAACUGUGAAUGGAAAACUUCUGAAACCAGCAGUGGUUGGAGUAAAAAUCAGUCUGACCAACUGGAUGAAAAAUUUCACUACAAUCACAACUAAAGAUCAGUGCAAAAGUGGAAGUGAACUUUGCGGAUGUGAAAAGAACAGUCCGCACGUUGAUUGUGUUAUCCUUGAUGAUGGGGGAUUUCUUUUGAUGACCAACCAAGAUAAUUAUAUUCCAGAGAUUGGAAAAUUUUUUGGUGAGAUUGACCCAGGCCUCAUGCGAAAUCUCAUCAAUAUGUCCUUAUAUGCCUUCAACAAGUCUUACGACUAUCAGUCUGUGUGCGAUCCAGAAGAAGAACCAAAACAAGGAGCUGGCCUCCGCUCCAUCAAUGUGCCUACAAUAGCAGAUAUUUUACACCUUGGUUGGUGGGCUUCUGCAGCUGCCUGGUCUAUUUUGCAGCAGCUAUUUUGGGGGCUGACCUUCCCACGUUUCCUUGGAGCAGUGGAAGUAGAAGAUGAAGAUUUCAGCGCCAUCCCGUCAAAACAGAGCUGUAUCACGGUACAAACGCAAUAUUUCUUUGGGAACGAUGAGAAAUCCUUCAAUGGCAUCCUUGACUGUAUCAACUGUUCUAGGCUUUUUCAUGCAGAGAAAAUUUCCAACACAAAUUUGGUUUUCAUCAUGAGUGACAGUAAAGAAUUGUGCCAUCACUGUGAUGCAAGGCCACUGAUGCAAGCAGAGAAGCCUGAUGAAGGACCUAAUCCAUGUGAAAUGGUUCAACGCCCCAGGUACAGGAAAGGACCAGAUGCCUGUUUUGAUGAUGCUAAAGAUGAUUCAGCUGACUGUGGUGGGGUCUCUGGCUUGAGUCCACCACUCUGGUCUAUGAUAGGAAUCCAAUUUAUCCUGCUCUGGAUGUUAUCUGGCAGCAGACACUGCCAGUUAUGACCCUGUUAAAUCCAAACCUAUGUAACAAAUCAAGAUCCUGCCAAAAUGUUAGCCCGCCGUUUCAUUCAGAAAAAGGGGGCCCAGUCUGCUCAGGCUGCAGAUAAAUGGCAGUGCCAGUGACUUGGUAUCUUCUUUGGGAAAGACGCUGAAGGCACCCACCGUGGCUGCAUGUUGGUGUGUCAGAUCCGUACCCGUGUGUGAAUGCUUCAUCAUCUAGGCCAUCAGAACCGAAUUCUGUAUGUGCUUUACUGUGGAAUUGCAGGGUUGGGUUUGGUCUUCUUUUGUGUGUGUGCUUUUGAAGACUUUAUGUAAAAAGGGCUCCCCUUGAAAAAAAUUACCUGAUUUCUGUUUAUUUGAACUUAGUUUUGAAUGGGUUGCACUUCUUAUACAUUGGAACAAAUGAUUUGUAAAGGAAAGGGAAAACCCUGCUAUUUCCUUCGCCUUCUUAUUUAGAAUACUGAUAUUUAUAUGCCUGCUUUCAACAUUGUUUGUGUCCAGAAUACAAACUCAACUUCAGUUUCAUCCCAUACCAUUUCAUCCUGGCUAGCCUGUGUAAAAUUAACUAUAAAUCAAUGCUGUAAUUUAAAAAAACAAAAAAACACAGAGACUUCUUCACUACUUUCCUCAUCACUUCCUUCCAGCACCUCCGUAACCAUUGCUCCCACUACCGACUUCAAGCUCAUCAAUGCGACAUCAUUAGUACACCUGAAAAUGUUUCUAAACCCAGGGUCUGAAAUACUCUGGGGGAAAUGAAAAUGGUGGUUGGAAAAUGGCAAUUGAUUUUAAAAUAAAAAAGACUUAGGAAAAAAAAGCUAAGUUUUAGGAAGCAGUGAUAGGCUAGGUGUCAAAGAUCUCCUGGAUAGCUGCAAGCAUUGAAUUGGACACUUGCAGGCUACCCAUCGACAGACUUUUCAUCAUAAUGUAAAAUGCCUUAUAAUGGAUCAUCUUUGUUUUCUAAAAAUUAGUCAGCUUCCAUAACUUCAUGAACUGAAUGCAAAAUUCUGAAAAGGCAAGC
This is a messenger RNA of Python bivittatus (Burmese python), 4060 nucleotides long. Lineage: Eukaryota; Metazoa; Chordata; Lepidosauria; Squamata; Pythonidae. The record is from RefSeq and is a predicted model, not a curated record.